Chilo suppressalis (striped riceborer) is the source of this 2432-nucleotide messenger RNA. The record is from the annotation of a GenBank genome assembly. Lineage: Eukaryota; Metazoa; Arthropoda; Insecta; Lepidoptera; Crambidae.
GCUAUAAACCUCAUUAAUAACAAAAACCAACUUCACAGCUCUGUAUAACUCCAAUUAAUUCAUUGACAUAUUCAUGACAUAUUAAUGUCAGUAACAAUCAAAAUUUUCACUGAAAUUCUUUAUUUACGUGGUUAUUUGUAAAUUUCGUAAAUCCUAUGUCUUCGACAUCUUCCAGCGAGUGUAUGUGUCCCGAAUGCUUUGUUGAUUAUGGUGUCAAUGACGGGAGCUUCCGGUCGAGAAAGCCAUUGUAUCAGGCACUGAGGCAACCUUUGAUUUAUUAUACGUUAAAGAAACAACAGUCCUAUAAUCAGAGAUGUAAAGUAUCAAAGAAAGGCAGCCCCAAUUGUUUCGUGAAAGCCUUCCGGUGGUAUACAGAGGAACGUCUACCGCUGCGAUCAGAAGCACACACGAGGCGAGAAUUCACAGAGUUUGCAUCGUGGCUCGACGUGAAAUAUGACGAGUUCCUACAGCAGAAACAGAACGGUGACCGCUGGCAAAACGUGAUGAAAAAUCCUCGUGAUACUGAUAGAAUAACCUGCGAACCCUAUGCAACAAACUUAUUUGCAAAGGUGAAAAGUCCAUGGAGAAAGAAACAUAGCAACAAAGAACGCAGCUGUACCAUUGAAAAACGCCUCCAAAGUUUGGAAUUCAUUUUGGAACCUAAAGAAUUGAGCCGUCCUGCUUCAGAAUAUUACCAACAAACUCCUCCAAAUAAACCGUCUAAAGUUUCUGUAGCAUCUUCAGAGUUACAAAUGUAUAAGAAAACGGUUAUCAAAACUCAUCAUUCUGAAACAAAUGCAGGGACAUGUGGUAUUUCAAAUUGUGUCGGAGAAGGCGUGAACACUAAUGAGUCUCAAAAAGGAACUUUGCCAAAACUUGACCAACAAAAGUUACAAACCUUAAACAAAGUGAAAAACUCAAGAAAACAGGCUCCCUUAUCUCUGGUAAAAGAAAUUUCAUGCCAAUGUCCCGAGGAUAAAACAGUGGCUGUUAAUACUCCAACGCAAUAUCAAAAACAAGAUGCAGAUUGGUCUACUUGCACCCAUAAUACAGAUUGUAUUCUCUGUACACAAAUGGGAGAUCAUAUUAUGCCGCCACAGGAACUUUUACGGAUUUCCGACAGUUUUCAACAAUAUCGCAUACCUAAAAAGUGUGCGUCUACCGAUAAAGAUCAAACAGAUGUCUCGUGUCAAUGUUCAUUGAAACAAGUUUCAAAUAUUCAUACUAGCGCGCAGUGUGAACAGAAAUAUAGCAAAACUAAAUGUAACUGCAGUUUGGGAGGUCAGGCCUAUUUGAGACGAGAUGCUCAGGAGGAGUUAGCAACAUUAUUGGAACGGAAUAUCAUCCACCAGAACAAAGCAAUAUGUAUACAGAUACCUCCUAAAAAGUCAAACAAUGAAACUUCGCCAAUCAUUGGUGAUGCCAAAAAGCGUUUUGUUAAAAUUUCCACUAAUGAUAAUUCUUUGCAAACAUCGGAUAAUUCAAUAGACUUGGUGAGGGACGGUGUACAAAAGUAUCCACACUUUAUGAAAAUUAUUUACGCUGAUAAAUUGAAGGAAGAGCGUCCUGGGUGUUAAUUUUCACGGUUACAUUCUACCAUAAUUUGAGCUACAAACUCAUUAAUAAAAAUACAAUUUCUUUGUUACUUUUUUUUAUCUUAUUAAAUAAGUUUUCACAUUAAUGCUAAUGCAUUUUUGUACAAUAUAUUAACAUUAGUCUUACAAAAGAGGCUAUUUACAUAAUUUUUGUGGAACAUUGUCCUGUCAGUUGGGUGGGCCAUAUGUGGAAAAAGGUUUUGCACUGGGUAAGAAGGCUACACUAGAAUCUCCUUGACUGUUGGCUGUGAUGGUGGGUAAGCCAUAGCCUGAUGAAGGUGCUGAGACUCCGCCUUCAUUAGACACUAAUUCUAUUGACGACGAGCCCACGCCGCUGUUCAAAGGUGAUGAAUGUACAAAUGAUGAUACCUCCACGCUUGGUUUGGCAUUUUCGAGGGAUAUUCCUGACACCAAAGACAAAUAUCCCGCCUGUUUUGCUGUAGAGUGUUCAUUCUCCUUUAUGAUGUUCUGCAAGUGAUCCACCACCACGGAGUCGAGAGCUUCUCUAUGAACCUGCCCUUGUGCGCCAUUGUAUAGGUUGGAGUCUGCUUGGUAGCUGGACAAGCCUGAAGAGCCGCUAUUGAUGCUCAGAGCUUGAGAUUGCAAGGGCAGGUUUGAUGUUGCUUGGAUGGAUUGGGAAAGAGGUUGUGAGUACGAGUAUCCUCCUUGAGAGGAAGACUGCUGAUACUUUUGGUUGUAGGAAAUGGGUUGAGGUUGGGAUUGGAUGUAGGCGGGAAGUAGUUGUGGGAUAGAUGGACGUGCUACCUGUGGUUGGGGAACACCAUAGGAGCCGCUUGGGAUGUUAAUCGGUUGGGGAUACGACACAGGGAGAGGCGC